AUGAUGAGUACCAAGCGCGCCGAAGUCCUCCUAGGAAGUGGAAAUUAUUUCCAUUGGGAGUUCAAUAUGAGGAUGUCGCUCGCCAGAAAAGGACUGCUGGCGCACGUGGAGGUGGUCAAGGCGGAGAGUGAGAUAACGGAAGCUUGGUUAGUAAAUGACGCAAAGGCUCUCGGCAUCAUCGCGCAGGGUGUGGAACUACAACACCAGACAAAGAUCCGUUCGUCGACGCGUGCUAUUCAAGCGUGGGUAACACUUAGGGAGUUCUACAAUCGCACUACACUCCACAAUCGGGUCACGAUGACACGGCGCCUCCAUGAAUUCAAGAUGGAUGCUGGAACGGCCAUGGCAAAGCAUUUGGACGCUUUCGACGAGCUCGUUGUCGGUCUUCAGACGCUUGGAGAGCCCGUCGACGAGGCACGGCAGCUAGUAGUGCUGCUGAGCAGCCUUCCAGCCGAAUACGAGCUGAUAUCGUCGAUCAUCGAGAACGUCAAGGACAUCACGCUCAUCGAGGUGAAAGAGAAGCUGUUGAAGGAGUGUGAACGGUUGGAGAAGAAAGACACGACUUCGGAACGAGCAUUUAAGGUCAACGCUGGACGUUUCAAGGGCAACAAGAGGAGUGGUCGCAAGUGGAGCGAUCAGAAGAAGAACUCUAGUGGUUUCCAAGGCAAGUGUUUCAAGUGCAACAAAGUUGGGCACAUGAAGCGGGACUGUCAAGAGGGAACAACAGACGGCGAUGCGGUAUUUGUUGUGAGCACAGAACGUGUAAACGGAUGGUUGAUCGACAGCGGCGCGACCGCCCACAUGACCCCGCACCGUUCCGAUCUGUUCGAGUAUGAGAACGUGAAUGGUGGCAUCGAAGUAACAAUCGCUGACGGAAAGAAGCUGCAGGUCACUGGACGUGGUACGGUACGCUUGCUUGGACUGGACGGUAAACGGAUUAAGAUGGUUGAAGUUCUUCACAUACCGGGCCUCGAUCGGCGUCUGUUGUCAGUGGGGAAGCUCGCGGAUCGUGGACUGAACGUGGAGUUUCAGCGUUCCUCAUGUGUUAUAUGGGGAGCGGCUAGCGCAAUUGCGAAGGGUAAGAAGGUCGGCAAGGCUUACAUGUUAGACUGUGAACAAGAAGAAGAUCGGUUCGUCCAGUACGCCGGGGCUGACAGCAAGUGGGAGCUUUGGCACGCUCGCAUGGGGCAUCCCAACCAGGAUGCUCUGGAUAAGACAAGGCAUGCCACGAACGGUAUUCCGGCUGUUGGUCGACCGCCCCAGUCUUUGUGCGGCGUAUGCAUGAAGGGGAAGCAAACGGUGGCUAAAUUUCCGCAUUGUUCCAGCUCGAAGACGUCGCGCGUUCUUGAGCUCGUCCACACGGAUAUGAUGGGACCAAUGAAUAAUCCUUCGAAAGGUGGUGCCAAGUAUGUCCUGACGUUCGUGGACGACUACUCGCGCUACGUUGUGGCCUAUUUCUUGAAAAAGAAGAGCGAGGUGGCCAUUAAGCUUAGAGAGUUCAUGACUUUCUAUGAGAAUCAAUGGGGAGAGCGCAUGAAGUGUUUACGAUCGGAUAACGGAACGGAGUUUGUCAACCAAGAGAUGACGAAGAUAUGUAUGCUGAACGGUAUCGUGCACCAACGGACUGUCCCGUAUAGCCCUCAGCAGAAUGGAGUGGCAGAACGGAUGAACCGAACUAUCAUGGAGAGAUCUCGAAGUAUGCUAUACUACAAGGGCGUUCCAAUGGAGUGGUGA
Peronospora matthiolae is the source of this 1734-nucleotide messenger RNA. NCBI's taxonomy places the organism in Eukaryota, Oomycota, Peronosporomycetes, Peronosporales, Peronosporaceae. The record is from the annotation of a GenBank genome assembly.